CGGCCGCGAAGUAUUCUUCCGGGCUUCCCUGGGCGGCCGAGGGGCCUCGGCCUGUCUCCCCCGGGGUUGCUGUUCUCUCAGAAGCAGGCUGGAGGACGGGCUGCGCGUGGCGCCCGAGGAGGGGCCUGGGGGCGUGGCCGUAGCGCCCCGCUGAGCAGGUCCGCGCUCCCCUUCCGAUAUUUCGGCGUUAGAAAGUGGCUUUUGUGGGCGAUCGUUCAUGUGAGGGCAUGCGUAUCAAGGUAAUUUAGCCUUGAUGCAGCCCAGCAUGCGACGCAAAAUAGAGUGGGACAGCUUCGCUGUAAGCUCGCCUGCGAAACUCUGCAGGCUGACCGAAGCGCCGCCUCAGCCUCCCCUCGCGAGCCCCGGGGGCGACGAGGCUGCCGCGGGGGGGGAGACCCGCGUCUUCUCCCCCGCGUCGUCGUGCAGGGAGUUCUCCCGAACUUCAUUCGCUGCAGGGGAUUCUUCCUCGGACGAAUUUGCAGCAGACGAUGGCAUCGGCAGUGGGGCCAAGGAAGGCCAAGACCAUCCUGUUCUCAGCAAAAGCUUUCUUGUAAAGCCCACCGCCUCUGAUAUGUCUAUGAAAAAUGUGGCAGCAUCCUCUCGGGAGUCUGUGAAACAGAAGAUCAAGCAAGAAGAUUGCAGUGAUACAGGAACAAACAUUGCACCAAAUCCCGAAAGAAAAAGUGUUUUAAAAGAAAGGUGGGCUGAAUGUGGUCGGAAAAGAAUAAAAGACCAAGAUCAGGACCAGGGAUCUCGACUAAUAUAUCGUAAAGCUCUGCUGGGUAUAUUUGGGGGAGAACUUCAAGCUCGAAGAAAAACUGCAUCUAUAAAUGGAAUUCAUAAAGAAAGCCCUUGCAGAAAAGAGGAAAUUGGAUCAGUUAACAAUCUGAGACAACUUUCAGUAGUAUCAAAAAUUACAGAGCAACAAACUGGAAACAAUUUACAUUGCUUGAAAACUACACCAAAGGAACAUAUUAAUAUUUCUGUCAAGCAAGACAGUAAAGAGUCAUGUUGGUCAGAUGGCAAUUCAAGACAUGUAUCUGUAAUCUCAAGUUCAGGAGAAAAAGAACAGGAGUCCAACAUUCAGAAGGUUUCUUUGAAAUCAGAAAAUAACAACUCUAGGCACACUAUAAAAGCAGUUUCUUGGCCUCAGCCUAAUUUACAACAGAGUUCUGCAGUACUGGGAUUUGAAAAAAAAUCAGAAUUUCAACAGGAUACCAACUUUGAAAAAGCUACUACAAAAAAGGAACAUAAAACUUUGAAACACAGUUUCAAAGAGAUUACCAAAUCAGGAGUUGGUUUAAGACAAAUCCCUAUGGUAUCAAGACUUGAGGAUGAAACAGAUCUUCAACAACAAUCCAACUUUCAGAAACUUUCCUCAAAAUCAGAAAUUAAUACUCAGUUCAGACAUUGUGUGAAAAAGAUUUCUAGAUUAGAAUCUAACUUAAAACAUAGCCCUGCACUAUCAAAUUUUGAAAAGGAAUUAAAAGCUCAACAGGAUUCCGACUUUCAAAAAGCCAUUAUAAAAACAGAAAAUAAAACCUCUAGGUAUAGCAUAAAAGAAGCUUCCAAACCAAUGGGUAAUUUACAACAUACCCUUACAGUACCAAAAACUGAAGAUGAAUUAGAACUUCAACAGGAUCCCAACAUUGAGAAAGCUGUUACAAAAACAAACAAUAAAACUUCUGGGUAUAAUGUAAAAGAAGUUUCCAAACCAAGGGUUAGUUCAAAACAUAGUCAUAAACUAUCAAGAUCUGAACGUGAAUUAGAACUUCAUCAGGUUUCCAACUUUAAGAAAGCUGUUACAGAAACAGAAAACAAAACUUAUAAGUAUAGCAUAAGAGAAGCUUCCAGACCAGUGGGUAGUUCAAAAUAUGUUCAUACAGUAUCAAGAUAUGAAGAUGAACAAGAACUUCAACAGGAUCCUAGCUUCGAGAAAACUGAUAUGGAAACAGAAAAUAAAACAUCUAGGUAUUGCAUAAGAGAAGUUUCUAAGCCAGUGGUGAGUUCAAAGCAUGGUCAUGGACUGUCAAGAUUUGAGGAUGAACUUGAAGUGCAAGAAGAUUCCAGUGUUGAGAAAGCUGCUACAAAAACAGAACAUAAAACUUCUGGGUAUAAUGUAAAAGAAGUUUCCCAACCAGUGGUUAGUGCCAAAUAUAUCCAUACAGUAUCAAGAUUUGAAGAUGAAACAGAACUUUAUCAGGGAUCAGAUGACUCACAGGUUUCAGUAAAAGAGAAGACUGAUGCUUCUGUCGGACAGAGUAAAAAGUUUGGGAAAGAAAAUUGCCGAUCAGAGCACAAAUUUAAAAAGUCUAACUUUUCACAAAUUGGAGAGCAAAAAGAUAGGCAAGUCUCUCCUAAACAGCUAAGUAAAACCUCUGAUGAAGAUAUUUUGGCUAGCCAAAGCAAGAAAGAAUAUUGGAAAUCAGAAACCCACCUGAGAUAUGUAUCUGAAGAUUCAAAAUGUGAAGGUGAACAAGCCAAGCAGAUUAGCAACAAUCAGAAAGCUCUUGUAAAAGGUGUUAGUACUUGCACAAAACGAAAAAACAUAGCAAAAGACAGGUGCAUUUCCUCCACUUCAUCUAAUGCACAAAGUGAUGCUGCAGAGAAGUUUCUGAAUUUCCAGAGGACAGUUAUUGUGAAACCCUCACCAGAACCAGUGUUUAUGGAUGAUUCAGAAACACAUCAACAGUGUAUGGAGUACAAGAAAGAGCUUUCAGCUGAAAAUGAUUGGUCUGACAUGGAGGAUGGAGAAUCACUGGUUACUUUUUCACAAGAAGAUUCCAUCCCUAAACAACAUACUUCAGAAACGAUGGAAACAUCAGUAUCAACAACAGAAUUUGUGAUGUAUCCUCCUCAUUUGUACAGUCAGAAAAUGAACGAUUAUGCAAAAUAUUGGACAAGCAAUCCAAAGCCAACACAUUCUUUUUCAAGCCCCACUGAAAACACUUCAUAUUCCAAUAAUCUUUGUGAUAUUUCUUUAGAUACCCCAAUAAAUUCAUCAAAGGGUAGAAAACGUUCAGUGGAAAGUAUGCAAGAGAGAGUGUGGUCAUAUGGUUCUCUAUUAGACUGUAAAGAAAAAAACAGACACCGGAGUAUGGAAAUAGGAACAUAUGUUCCUGUCUUCUCUUCAUCACGCAAGUCAGACUCUUUCAUUAAUAAUUGUGUAAACCAGGAUUUGCCUAGGAGAUUGCCCAAAUAUUUACAAGAAGGAUUUAUUGAUACACACUGCCAUUUGGACAUGUUAUAUUCAAAAACAGCUUUCAGAGGCACUUUUUCUGAAUUUAGGAAAACAUAUAGUAGCACCUUUCCUGAAGAAUUUCAAGGCUGUAUAGCUGACUUUUGUGACCCUCGUACUUUGAACAACAACUUAUGGGAAGAUUUAUUAAAGGAAGACAUGGUUUGGGGGGCAUUUGGCUGCCAUCCCCACUUUGCUCGUUAUUACACAGACCUUCAUGAAAGAAAUCUCUUGCAGGCAAUGAGACACCCCAAAGCUAUUGCCUUUGGCGAAAUAGGACUGGAUUACUCUUAUAAAUGUACUACAGAAAUCUCAAAGCAGCAUAAGGUUUUUGAGAGGCAACUGAAUCUAGCUGUUUCCUUAAGGAAGCCAUUGGUCAUUCACUGCAGAGAUGCUGAUGGUGAUCUGUUAGAAAUCAUGAAAAAAUGUGUACCAAAAGACUACAAAAUACACAGGCAUUGUUUCACUGGCAGGUAUAGUGUCAUUGAACCACUUUUAGACUACUUUCCAAAUCUAACUGUUGGAUUCACAGCAUUGCUGACUUACCCAUCAGCAAACGAGGCUAGAGAGUCUGUUCGAAAAAUCCCAUUAAGUAGAAUAGUGGUAGAAACAGAUGCACCUUAUUUCCUUCCUCGGCAGGUGCCAAAAAGUGCAAGCCAGUUUUCUCAUCCUGGAGUAGCUCUGCACACAGUGAAAGAGAUUGCCUAUCUCAAAGAGGUGUCAUUACCUGCCAUGUUAGCUACUCUAAGGCGAAACACCAACAAAAUAUAUGACUUGUAAGAAGCUGCAAAAGAGAAGGGGAAGAGCUGAAGAGGAAAUGCUUCUGACUUAAAAAACUGGAGCCAACUAUUGUGAUUUUUGUCCAACCUGAACAGAUAAGAGCACUCCAACUAACAUCCCGGUUGUCUGAAAGAUAUCCCAGAUCACUCACCUGUACAGGUAAAGCAAACUGUUUUGAAGAUGUUACUAAAAAUGAAAAUAUGGUACCAACUAGCCUCUCACAUAAACCCAUAUGUAAAUUAUUAAUUUUAUAAAGUUGGUACAUGUGGUAAGCAUUGCAUAUCUUAAUGUGUUCCAUGUAAAGGGAUUAUUCUAUUGAGUUAGUAGUUUUAUUAAGUGAAGAACAACGAAAGUAAAUAAGAUUGAGACUUGCAUGUGAGGAAACAGAAAUAACAGGUGGAAAGAUUCUUACCAAAUGUUUCCUAUAUGAAUCAGUAGAAAGAUGGUAUUGAAAGCUUUUAUAAUCUAAUCAGUAACAUUUGCUUUGUGCAUGUAACAUCUUUUAAUCCAAGUAAUACUUGACAUUUUUUGGAUUAAAAGAAUAUAUUCCAAUGAUGCAAAAAACAAAGACAAGGGAGAAAGCAUUUUAAUUUGGAAUGGGGUCAGUUUUUGACAGAACUGAUUGAAUUACUUACAUUUUUAAAGCAUGUAUACCAAGCAUUGAAUAAAGUCCUUUAUGGAUAAAAAGUUACACAUUGAAGGAUAUACAAGUUAUUGUCUCACCACUGUGCUCCAAAUGUCAUCCUUCUGAACCAUACAAUGCUGGUUGAUAAUAUUUGAAAAUCCAAUUAAAUGUUUAUACUCUGGGAAAAUGUAUUUGAGAUACUACAUGAUAAAAUAAGCAUUUAUUGAUACUGAAGCAGCCUGAGUCUGGACUUUUUCUUCCCUUCCCUUCCCUUUUCUUUUCUUUUUUCUUUUCCUUUCUCAGCACCAGUAUGAUGCUGUAAUAUUGAGUGAUGUAAGAGCUGAAAGCUAAGGCUGUUGAGGCAAGAACUAGCAGGAUCUAGGCUAAAUAGAGCUGUUAUGUCAACAUAGUGACACUAAGAGCCACUAAGAGACCUGCCAAUAUCCAUUAGUUCACAAUGGUAGGAGGCAAAAGCCUAGAGUGUAUACUUUACAGCAUAGAUAUGUAAUAUAUUUGAUUACUUUGCACUGCUUUGCUGAAGGCUUCAUUCUUGUCUCCACUAAAGAUUAGUCUAGCCAAAUUGGGUCUGGAGUCUUUUGCUGAGAACUAAAUUAAGGGUUCAGCAUUUGGAGAUCAGAAAUGUACUGUUCAUCCCUGGUGUGAGGCCUGACAAGUGGAGGAAAGACGAAGAAACUGACAUUCCCUGGUUAGAGUCUUAGGGCUCAGACCUGGAAAUAGUGAGGUUUGAAACAAAGGAAAUAUAGGGAAUGCAAAAAGUGAUAAUUAUUAUAUUACAAGCAGCCAUUGAUAAAAUUGUUGUUGGACAGUAACUCAGGUACUCUUACAUUGGUAAGGUGAUUAACCCAUACAGUGUGCUUAAAGAAAAAGGCUUGAUUGAAGCCACAGGAAUUGAAUUUGCAAUGAAUUCUUGCUUAUUCCAUUAAUAAUGAUGGUUAAUCUUUAAGACUCUUUACUGUUAUUCCUGUAAUAGACAAACAUGGCUAUCUUUCAGGAAAUUACUCCCACUUUUCAUGUGACCAAAAGCUGAAGAAUGGAUAUGUAGCAUAUAAAUGGUGCUGAGGAAAUACAUAUCAAAAUAUCUCUGCUAUUUUUGAAGCUGUUUUUAAAGCAAUAUAAUCAUAAGGUUAGCAAAAAUGCCUUCUAUCCAGAAAUAAAGGUAUGUUUGAAUUAUUUAUCAUUUAUUCAUUUUAUUACAUUUAGAGACUGCUCAACUUGAGACGACUGUGGGCGGCUUAUGUUAUAAAAUAAAACAGUAAAAAGAGAAAGAAAAAUCAUGAAAAAUCCUGAGUAUCUGAAAGGACAAACCCGGGAUCCCUAAAACAGCUCCAAGAAAAACAGUCAGGGCCUCAGCAGCCACACUGUACUCCCAGGCCUGGGAGCAAAGCCAAGUGUUCAAUGACUUUCAGAACCCUGUCAGGAAUCUCUGUAGAGGGAUGCUAUUCCAGAGGGCUGUGCUUUCCAAGCAAAGAGUCCUUUGAUGUUUCUACCCUCCAGGCCGAAAAUAACGCAGAGAGGUGGCUAUUUAAAUAAAAUUCUAAGCAAAUCAUGGAAGCUCUGGACAAAAUUUACCAAAUAAACCUGACCAUUUGUGAGGCUGUGCUAAUAAACAUAAAACUCAAUUUGUGCUGCAAUGCAGCAUAACCUUUCUAUAAUUCUUUGAGCUAGAAGUUGUCUAGGAAAUGUAUAGCAUUAUUUCGUGGUUUCAUGGCAACUAAUUGAUGAACUGCACAAUCUCUUUUGGGUGUGGGGUUUAGGAACUCUUAUUCUCGCUUGAAUCUCAGGCUAAAAGCUACUUGCUAGAAGGAGCUCUUCCAUAUGGAAAACUCUGGAUCCAAGCUUUGAUACCAAAGGCAGUGUACCACCGUUGCAAGUAUGUGAAAUUGCAAAGAGAAAGGUAUUCCUGUCAUGUUGUAGCUAGCCUUCUUUGCAUUGUUUGUUUUCACCAUUCUUAAAUCUAUCAACAAGAAGCGCUCUAAACUUGCAAUGGAGAAUGAACAUGUCUUACGAAAAUCUAAUUGAACAGGAUAUAGUACAGAAAUUAUAAAAAUUUCUUUUAGAAAACCUGUACCAAAAUAUGUUAAAAUGGGAUAUUAAGUAUACCACAAGUAUGAUAUUUUACUAGAUGAUUUAUGUCCAUUGAGUAAACAUUGACUAUUGCUGCCAAACAAAGAAAAUAUUAUUUUCCCUUGUCACAAAAAAGACCACUGCUAUUAUUUUGUACAGAAAUUGUGAAAUGUCUAUUCAUUUACUCUCCAAUUAUUUAACAAGUUUCACUUGCUGAGAUAUUUUGCUUUCAUUCUGUUUUUAUCUGCUGUUAUUGUAUUUUCCAUUGAUUGUUUAAUUUUGCUUUCAUAUUGUAUAUGUAUAUUAUUAUUAGCCAUUUGGAUAUUUAAUGCUUUAUAUAUAGGAUAUAAAUUUAUAACAAUUAAAUAUUUAAAACCAAUGCACACUGUAUAAAAAACUUUACAAGGCUGACAAUUAUUUAUUCAUCCUAUCUUGCACUUACUUAAAGCUGCAGUCCUACCACACUUCCCAGGGAAUAAUUCCUACUGAGUACAAUGGAAUUUCUGUAUCAACUUAUGCAGAUUUGCUUUGUGCUCAUAGCUCUUGAUAGUUGCUGAAAUACUAGUUCUGAUGUUCAUAAGUUUAAACAUAUGUCACUGAUUGUGUUUCCUCAUACUGGAGAUGUUUGUGUAGAGAGUAAAGAAGAUGACCUUGACGGAGAUAUGUGAGCUCUGUUACCAAAGCAACAAGUAGUAAAACAUAUCUUAAGUCCACAACAGGCAGAUACUGUUCACAAGCAGCUUGUAAGGUUUUGUUAUUAUGUCCAAUCUCAAGAAAAGUAGUUUUAGCCUUCCUGUGGAAUUGAUUUCUCGGCCUGGUCUACCUAGUGGGGCUGACAUCGAUCUUGCAAGUCUUGUUGUGCUGUACAUCCUCCCCUUCUUAUACUUCAGUGAAUUAGGGAGGUGUUUGAGCUGUUUACAAACACUAAUUUAAAUUUAAUU
Python bivittatus (Burmese python) is the source of this 7669-nucleotide messenger RNA. The record is from RefSeq and is a predicted model, not a curated record. NCBI's taxonomy places the organism in Eukaryota, Metazoa, Chordata, Lepidosauria, Squamata, Pythonidae.